Chironomus riparius is the source of this 512-nucleotide messenger RNA. NCBI's taxonomy places the organism in Eukaryota, Metazoa, Arthropoda, Insecta, Diptera, Chironomidae. The record is from the annotation of a GenBank genome assembly.
UAAUUUUUGAACUUCAACAUUUUUGUAAAUAUGGAUUUUAAGGCACUUAAGGAAAGGGCUAAGGCGUUCGCAGAAAAUGCAAAACGAGAGAAGCAGGAGAAACAGCAAAAAAUAGUAAAUAUUAAAAUUGACAAAAAUUUACCGUCAAUAUCCAAGAAUGAAGCUGUGAUAUCUGAGUACAUGGACGUCCUGCGACAAACUCAUCAGACUAUAGGCAAAACAUUACUAAAGGAGCGACUGGAGAAGAAGAAAGAAGAUAAAUUUAAGAAUGUAAAUUAUGUUAAGCAACAAUUCAAUCUCCAAAAGAAUACUGGAAGUCUAAAAAGCAAGAUUAAACACAUGAGAAGGCAAAGGAUAUUCCCACAGCCUAAAUCCUUCAUGAAUUAUCGGAAUAGAAAUGGAUUAAUUAAGAAGAAUUCAAUAAAAAUAAAUAAUUAAGUUAAAGUUCGGUCAUCUCGGAAGUUGAUUUUAAAAAAAUUCAAUUUAAAGUUUUAUUAAAGAUAUACUCAGUC